GCCCAUGAUGCUUUUGGUAUGGCUAUCAGACUACAUUCAAGUUACCCUGAUGCUUUUUGUCAGCGAGGACUGUGUAGAAUGCAGCUCGGACAAGAUAAGUGCAUCCAAGAUUUCAAUCGAGCACUUGCCCUUUGUCCAUCACAUUUCCAGGCAUAUAUGGGUCGUGCUGCUUACUAUGGAAGUAAAGGUAGAUACUCUAAGGCUAUUCUGAAUUGCAAUGAGACGAUCAAAAUUCUUCCUAACAGUGUGCAAGCUUAUUUUUACCGAGGAACUUUAAAGUAUCAAAAUAAGACAUUUAAAGCUGCAAUUGAAGAUCUCUCAAAAACUAUCGACCUCAACAAAACCUGCAUUUUGGCAUAUUAUAACAGAGCUGUCUGUUAUCAUCAAAUAAAGGACUUCAGAAAGGCUUUGAAAGAUUAUGGAAUUCUUCUUCUGCUUGAACUGAGUGAGGAAAUAGCGUUUAAAGUGUUAAUUAAUCGUGGACUACUCUACGUGGAACUUGGUGAUUAUGCUAAUGCAUGUGAGGACUUUAAAGAAGCAGCCUUGCUUAGUCCAGAUGAUAGCCAGAUCUUUCAAGCUAUUGGAAUCUGCUACCAAAGACUUCAUGAGUUUGAAGAAGCUGUGAGGUCAUUUGACCAGGUUCUCAAACUAGAUCCUGUUUCUGUGGAUGCUUAUGUUGGACGAGGAAAUUCAUACAUGGAGAACGGACAUGAAACUGGAUGUAAGCAAGCACAGAAAGACUUCUUGAGAGCAAUUCACCUGAAUCCAGAGUGUAUAAAAGCCAGAAUUUGCUUAGGAUACAACUUGCAGGCCCUUGGAAAGCUUAAGAAAGCUUGGAGUCAAUUUACAGUUGCCAUUUGCAUUGAUCCAAAAUGCCAUGCUGCGUAUGAUGGACGAGCUUCUGUCUGUCUUCAAAUGGGUGAAACAUUUGCUGCAUUUCAAGAUACAAAUGCUGCAUUAAAGCUCCAUGCCACUGCUCCACUGCUAACAAAUCGAGGUGUCAUCAGUCAGUUAAUGGGAUAUCUACCCUGUGCCAUGAAGGACUAUAAACAAGCAAUUUCUGUUGACCCCAACUAUGCAUUAGCCUAUUUCAAUGCAGCAAAUAUCUACUUCCAUAAUCGACAGUUUUCACAGGCCUAUUGCUAUUAUUCCAAGGUAUUACAACUUGACCCAAGAAAUGAAUCCGCUAUUAUGAAUCGUGCUAUUACAAAUACAUUACUAAACAAUACCGAAGAAGCAAAAGAAGAUUUUGAGAAGGCAAUUUCUCUCUGCCCAUUCUCUGCAGCAGUGUAUUUUAACAGGGCCAAUUUCUAUAAUGGAUUAAAGCAAUAUGAACUAGCUGAGAAAGACAUUUCAACAGCAUUGUCAAUUCAGCCUAAUGAUGCCUUGAUGUAUAAAUUUAGAGCUGAUAUUCGUGGUAAAUUGGGUUUCAUGAAAGAGGCUUUAGAAGACUACAAACAAGCAAUCAGCAUUCAAGAACAGAUUGAUUCCAUGUGA
Messenger RNA from Antrostomus carolinensis (chuck-will's-widow), 1497 nucleotides. RefSeq names its product tetratricopeptide repeat protein 6. NCBI's taxonomy places the organism in Eukaryota, Metazoa, Chordata, Aves, Caprimulgiformes, Caprimulgidae. The transcript is spliced from 10 exons. The record is from RefSeq and is a predicted model, not a curated record. The annotation marks the transcript as partial. Gene Ontology annotation, molecular function: protein binding.